CUUUGUGAUAAACACUAGCACUAGCAACACCACCACCAAAUUUCCAUUAUCAAAAGCCACAUAGUGCAGAGAACUUUGCCCUCCAAGUUCCAAACUUGAAACCACCCCCUUCUCCAUCGCCAUCUCCAUCUCCAUCUCUAGACCAAACUCUGGCCCUUGGCAAAGCUUUUAUAUAUAUAUAUAUAUAUAUAUUCCCCCACUCGUCCCUUUGACUACAAAGAUCAUGUGGCAUAUGCUGGCAGCAGUGAGGCGAAACCUCCAAAACAUAAAGAAGAGCCCAAGAGUUGCCGAUGAAAGUAUGUUUGCAGGUGGAAAUGGAGGUCUUGAUCAGUUGCCGAUCUAUGGGCGUAGACAAAAUGGUUGGAAUGGCUUUUCGCUUAUAUACAGCGUUGUGCGAGUUCCGAUUUCGAUUCUUUCGUGCUUUUCACACCCACAUGUGAAUGGUACCGAUGGGGUGUGGGUGUCAAGUGAGUUUGCACAGAUUUCAGAAAUGAAUCAUCUUAUGGUAAACGACAGCAUGCGCUAUGCAAUACUAAUGUAGAGAUGUCAAUGUAAGUGAGCAUUAGAUUGGUUUAGGGUCUUUGACUCUUUGCUUUCGAAAGGACUUUGGGGUUUUCUAGCUUCUUUACAGGAGUUUUUCUUUUUCUUUUUUUCUGGUCUUCUUCUUUAUAGUAGUAGACAUGAAGUAGUUGCAUCGAUAUAUAUUAUAUAUUGCGCGCCUAGCUAGCUAGCAUCUGGUCAUGAUCAUCAGUGUAUAAAAAUGGUUUUGUCUACCAGUAGUAGUACUGUAUUAAGUUGGUACCAAGUGCUUUCUACAUCCAUAAAUGAAUGGAGACCAUGGAUUUAUAUGAA
This is a messenger RNA of Carya illinoinensis, 852 nucleotides long. RefSeq lists its product as uncharacterized. Bases 224 to 541 code for a protein of 105 amino acids. Lineage: Eukaryota; Viridiplantae; Streptophyta; Magnoliopsida; Fagales; Juglandaceae. The record is from RefSeq and is a predicted model, not a curated record. The transcript has a single exon.